AAACAGCGCCCUCAUUCUUGUCUUAUUACACUUUUCAAGAUGGCGCUGCCCAUAGACCAGAAAGAAUAUCUCAAGCGGUAUUUGUCCGCUGAGCCGGAAGAUUCGAAGAAGAAAAAGCGACGAAAGAAAGUAAAAACUGCCAUUAAAGUGACCCGCACGUUUACCAUUGUUGAUGAUGAUGUGGACAUCAGAGCAUUAGCCCCAUCCUCUGAAAAACAAGAUGACAUUGACAACCCUCUCAUGGACGAUGAAACUCCUUUCGUUGCUGAAAUCAUUGAUGAGCGACCCAAGGAUGAGGUCAUUCUGGAGCAGUAUCGGACAAGCAACAAAUGGAGGACAAUGGGAGACGAUGACCAAUCCCGAGGCAGUAGACGUGCUGACAAGCAUUCUAUCUCCCGCGACGGAAAGUCUAGUCCUGCUACUGGGCAACGGAGAAGGCCUCGUCAUGAUUCCUCUGACUCGGACUUGUCCCCAGAGAGGAACUCAGGCUCCAGAAGAGGUGAUACCAGGGGUGAUAGACCCUCUGCCAGACCAGUAAGGCAUGAUUCAGACUCUGACCUGUCACCACCGAGGAAAGGACAGGACAGAAGGGGUGACACAAAGGGUGGAAGACCCUCUGAAAGACCAGUAAGGCAUGAUUCUGAUUCCGAUCUGUCACCACCGAGGAAAGGACAUGACAGAAGGGGUGACACAAGGGGUGAUAGACCGUCUUCCAGACCAGCAAGGCAUGAUUCUGACUCUGAUCUGUCACCACCCAGGAAAGGACCGGACAGAAGGGGUGAUAGACGCUCUGCCAGACCAGCAAGGCAUGAUUCUGACUCUGAUCUGUCACCACCCAGGAAAGGACAUGACAGAAGGGGUGACACAAGGGGUGAUAGACCAUCUUCCAGACCAGCAAGGCAUGAUUCUGACUCUGAUCUGUCCCCACCCAGGAAAGGACAGGACAGAAGGGGUGAUAGACCUUCUGCCAGAUCAUCAAGACAUGAUUCGGAUUCCGAUCUGUCACCUCCAAGAAAAGGACAGGACAGAAGGGGUGAUAGACGCUCUGCCAGACCAGCAAGGCAUGAUUCUGACUCUGAUCUGUCACCACCCAGGAAAGGACAGGACAGAAGGGGUGAUAGAUCUUCUGCCAGACCAUCAAGACUUGAUUCGGAUUCCGAUCCGUCACCUCCUCGGCAGAAACACAGACAAAACCCAGACUUUGACUUAUCUCCUGCUCAGCAGGCUGCCCCCAGGAAGGGUAGGGAGAGACCAGAGGCUGACUCUCCAAGAAAAAGGGAAGACUCCCAAGCAAGAACUUCAAAGGCCGUGAGUGGGAACAGCAAGCGUGCGGAGAAGACAUUGUCAGGAACAACAGCUGGUCUCUCAGAUGCCAAGUCCAUGCGGCGAGAAAACCAAGAAUCCAGACGCCGUGAUGCUGAUAUGUAUUCCAAGAUGGCUGACGAUGUGUCAGGGAAGAAUGCAAAAACUGUGUUUCGAGACAAGUCUGGCAGACUGAGGGACCUGGAUUCAGAGAAACGGCAGAAGCGCGAAGAGGACGCCAAGAAAGCACAAGAUGACCAGAAAUUUGUUGAGUGGGGAAAAGGAGUCACGCAAAGCGCACAGCAGAAGGAGUUGGUGAAAAAUACUCUGCAGGAGAUGGACAAGCCCCUUGCUCGUUACCGUGACGACCAAGACCUGGAUGACAUGCUAAAGGGAGCAGAGCGAGAGGGAGACCCCAUGAUGGCUUUCCUGAAGAAGAAACAGACCAAGACACAAGCAGCCAUGGGGGUUAAAGCCAAACCUAAGUACAAAGGCCCCCCACCUCCGCCGAAUCGCUUCAACAUCAUGCCAGGUUACCGCUGGGAUGGUGUGGACAGAUCCAACGGUUUUGAGAAGAAAGCCUUCGUGCGCCAGGCGGACAAGAAGGCAACAAAGGAAAUUGCCUACAAAUGGAGUAUUGAGGACAUGUAGUCAUGCAGUGAAUUCUGUGGCUGAAGAAGUCAUUUUUACAAGCAGCAGCUGGCAGUAACUUCAGUCCGAGGGUGUCGCUAGAAGUGGGAUCUGGGGGUGGGGGGGGGGGGUGUUUACACCCCAAUCAUUAUUCUUUUGUGUCGGCAUAAUCAAUCUCCUUAAGGCAAAAUCACUCUCCUAGAGGCAAAAUCGUAUGUCUGUAGGCAAAUAUGCCGUAAUGAAUAGUGUCACCUGGAAUGCGUUCGAUUACUUCCCCCAGCUUACUCGCGCCUGGCUCCCCGCGUGAUGACAGACCUGUGCAGUGGAGCUAAAUAAUAAACGAUGUCGGGUAAAGUUUCGUGCAAGAGCUGGAAAGUUGAACUUUGACAUGACACAGGCUGCAUCCGAAUCAACUGUCUAGAGCUAGGUCUAGGUCCACGUCCAUUGAAAAUGCGCGGGGACGUGCUGACAAUAGACGUAGCCGUAGCUCUGGAAGCCCGUUUUGGAAAAAAUGUUGCAACCUGACGCCACUUCAGCGGUUUGUGUACAAAGUCG
Patiria miniata (bat star) is the source of this 2487-nucleotide messenger RNA. RefSeq names its product BUD13 homolog. Gene Ontology annotation, molecular function: RNA binding. Gene Ontology annotation, biological process: mRNA splicing, via spliceosome. The transcript has 6 exons. The coding region runs from base 40 to 1953 and encodes 637 amino acids. Lineage: Eukaryota; Metazoa; Echinodermata; Asteroidea; Valvatida; Asterinidae. The record is from RefSeq and is a predicted model, not a curated record. Gene Ontology annotation, cellular component: U2-type spliceosomal complex; RES complex.